Messenger RNA from Dendrobium catenatum, 2701 nucleotides. Its product is annotated as hydroxyproline O-galactosyltransferase GALT2. Gene Ontology annotation, molecular function: carbohydrate binding; galactosyltransferase activity. NCBI's taxonomy places the organism in Eukaryota, Viridiplantae, Streptophyta, Magnoliopsida, Asparagales, Orchidaceae. Gene Ontology annotation, cellular component: Golgi membrane. The transcript has 7 exons. The record is from RefSeq and is a predicted model, not a curated record. The coding region runs from base 356 to 2392 and encodes 678 amino acids.
AAUAAAGAAGUUUUACGAUAAAAUAAUUAACUUUGAAACAGUCAUUUUCUUCAAACUUAUUUCUUAAUUCGAUCGAUAAAAAACUCUCCUUUUUCCAUAGCGACUGCGUCCGUUCCAUCUUAGGUUUUCUAUUUCUCCUUCUCCUUCUCCUUCUCUCAGGUCAAACAGUGGCGUUCCUCUGCAAGUCUUUGCAAGCUUAUACCAUUCUCUCUAACCAGUCUAUAUCGCUUCCAGCAAUCUUUCUGGGGUAGCCAUUUUCGUUUAGAUCCAAGCACCGCCUUGGAGAUCUCCGUGGGGUUUGUUUUUAUAUCAUCUCUUCUAACCUUUUAAUGGGAUUCUGGUCGUUUGAGGGACGAUGAAGAGGUCGAAGAGCGUGGAAACUCUCGUCGGGAGGAGAUGGAGGUUAUCUCACAUCCUCUUCGCCGUGGCUGCGCUUUAUCUUCUAAUAAUCGCCUUCAAAUUUCGCCACAUUUUGGAGAUCGUCGGCUUGAUGAGCGACGACCGGAGUUUCGCCGGCAUCGACCGUACAGCUGCUGGGGAUGACGUGGCGGACGUAAGCCGGUCAUUUUUCGGCUCCGCCUACUCAGAUUCACUGCAUCGCCACCUCGAUGGUGGAGACCCACCGCCGAAGCCCGGCAGCGACCCGGUCGUCCUUCCCACGCUCGGCAAGCCUUUGUAUUCUUUCGACCACUACGGCAGGAUCACCAGCGCCAUAAUGCAGAGGCAGCAGCAUUGGGGUGGCAACCUCACUGAGCUGGAAAGGAUGGCACAUGAAGCUUGGGCUUUGGGGAUGAAGUCUUGGAAGGAAGUGGAAGAUUUUGAGGACAAAGGGGAGUUGAACCAAACGACAUUAAUUGAAAGGAAGCUGGAGUCCUGCCCCAUUUCGGUCUCCAUGGGUAAGGAUGAAACGGGCUCCGGAGAGAGCUUGAUGUUUCUGCCAUGUGGACUUGAGGUGGGUUCCUCGAUCACUGUGAUUGGUACUCCUCACCAUGCUCAUCAGGAAUUUGUGCCUCAGCUGGCAAAGCUGAGGCAGGGGGAAGGGAUAGUCAUGGUGUCCCAGUUUAUAGUUGAGCUGCAAGGACUUAAGGCAGUUGAUGGUGAGGAACCGCCAAAGAUCCUGCAUUUCAAUCCAAGGGUGAAGGGUGAUUGGAGCCAUAGACCUGUCAUCGAGCACAAUACAUGUUACAGAAUGCAGUGGGGGAAAGCUAUGCGGUGUGAUGGGAUUGCUUCUAAGGAAGAUGAUGAUACAGUUGAUGGAUUCAACAAAUGUGAGAAAUGGUUACGAACUGAUAUUGUUGAUUCAAAAGAAUCCAAAACGACUUCGUGGUUGAAGAGAUUCAUUGGUCGUGCAAAGAAGCCAGAAAUGACAUGGCCUUUUUCUUUUGUGGAGGGCAGGUUGUUUGUCCUGACAGUUCGUGCUGGCAUAGAAGGAUAUCACAUUUUUGUUGGAGGCAGACAUGUAACUUCAUUCCCUUAUAGAACGGGGUUUACUCUCGAAGAUGCUACAGGUUUAGCGAUUAAAGGAAAUGUAGACGUACAUUCAGUAUUUGCCACUUCUCUUCCCAAAUCUCAUCCUAGUUUUUCACGUCAGCAAGUCUUGGAACUUUCAGAAGCAUGGAAGUCUGGUCCUCUUCCACAACAACCAGUUGAGCUUUUCAUCGGUAUUCUCUCUGCCACCAAUCAUUUUGCAGAACGCAUGGCUGUUAGAAAAACCUGGAUGCAAUAUUCUGCCAUCAAGUUGUCAAAUGUUGUGGCCCGGUUCUUUGUUGCCCUGAGUCCAAGGAAGGAGGUUAAUGUAGUUCUAAAGAGGGAGGCAGAAUAUUUUGGAGACAUCGUCAUCUUACCCUUUAUGGAUCGCUAUGAGCUAGUGGUUCUAAAAACUGUUGCUAUUUGUGAGUUUGGGGUAAAAAACCUGACUGCUGCAUAUAUUAUGAAAUGUGAUGAUGACACAUUUAUUAGACUAGAUGUUGUCCUUAGAGAGAUGAAUAAUGCUGCUGGCAAGAAACCCCUUUACAUGGGUAAUCUUAACCUCUUGCAUAGACCCCUCCGGAAUGGAAAGUGGGCAGUAACAUAUGAGGAAUGGCCAGAGGAUAUAUAUCCUCCAUACGCCAAUGGACCUGGCUAUGUAAUAUCAAGCGACAUUGCAAGGUUUAUCAUUGCUAAACACGCCAAUCAGACCUUAAGGAUGUUCAAGAUGGAAGAUGUAAGUAUGGGGAUGUGGGUUCAGGAGUUCAAUGCUUCCACCCCCGUCCAAUACUCACACAACUGGAAGUUCUGCCAGUAUGGCUGCAUGGAUAACUAUUACACUUCACAUUACCAAUCUCCGAGGCAAAUGAUCUGUCUAUGGGAUAAACUAGCUCGAGGUCGAGCCCAGUGCUGCAACUUCAGAUGAUGAUGCAUCUUCUUGCGCUCUUUUUGACCGAUUCAUUCGUCGCUCACACCUUUGUCGCAGUAGCAGCAAUUUUUUUGUGCCCUGAAGGAAGGUUAGCAUCGAAUCCCAGUUAAGAUUAGUUUUGGUUUCUGUAAGAGGCAUCUGUUAGUCCUGCUUAGUUUUCCUUUUCUACUCACCCCUUCUCUAAUAGCCUUCUAAUUUUUUUCGGCACAGUUUUGUUUCUUGUUAGAUUAUGUUAAUCCAGUGAAGAAAUUAAUGGCAAUUUUUUUUAAUUGGCUUAUUUUGUGGACUAUUAAAAUUUUAAAAUAA